Lathyrus sativus (Indian pea) is the source of this 471-nucleotide messenger RNA. The record is from the annotation of a GenBank genome assembly. Lineage: Eukaryota; Viridiplantae; Streptophyta; Magnoliopsida; Fabales; Fabaceae.
AUGGACAUGGCUUUUUCCCAUCUUUCGUGGUGGUUGUCGGGUAGAAAACAUGGAAAACAAAUAUCAAAAGUUUAUUCUGUCAUAAGAGACUUGGAUGUUUUGAGAUUUCCGGAGGAAAUCGUGCCUUCCUCUCCAAGAAAGUUGAAGCGUAGGGAAGAGGGGAAAGUUGAUAAGGAAUGUGAAUUUGUUAUCGUCCCGUCUGACGGAGGAUACAUUUCUGACGUUGAAUCCGUUGAUUCUGAUUGGUCGAUUGGCUGGAUGGAGCCUCAUGGAACCGGAUUCUCUCGUGAUAACGAUGAAAGUCAUGAAUCAGAUCACAGUUUCGCUGUGCUUGUUCCUUGUUAUGGAAGCAACUAUGGCGCCAUGUUGGAAGAGGGUCCUAAAAACAACUUAUUAAACAAUGUUGGAAACUUCUCGGAUGAGAGCAAGAAAUAUGUGGAAAAUUGGAUAUCUUCACUUCCUAAUAGCUGA